AUGUCAACCAAAAAAGCGAUCAAGUCGAUCAAGUCUCAGAUCGAGGAGAAGAAUCAUGAGACUGCUCUAUACGAGGCAACAGCGCUUCUGAAGUCGUUGAAGAAGGAGGAGCCCGAGGUACCUCAGGUAUUAUGUCUGCGAGGGUUGGCUUUGAACAGCUUGGAGAGGUCCGCAGAAGCCGAGAAGUGCUACGCCCAGGCAUACAAGAUUGCUCCUGGUCAUCCCCUGGCCACCACGGCCCUGACCAAGCUGUACGAGAAGCAGAAGGAAUGGGCAAAGCUAUGCCGCUUCCUUGAGACGAUCGUGCAGGAAACAUACAACUCAAACGAUCGAGAAGGAUGCGCCAAGGCAUUACAGCAACUGCUCGUCCUGCGCCAGCAACAUGGUCCAGAGGAUCGCCUCAUCGCUACACUGCAUCUCCUCUUACCCUCCUCGCCGCUGGUGCCUCUGAUACGCGAUAUCCCAGCUCCAGCGGGGACCUACACGCCCCUCGCAGCGCCGCUGUACCCACCGAUGAUCGCCACCCAUGUACCGACUCUUCCCUCCCCGCUACCACACGCCCUGCACCUCGUCUCUUCCCUUCCUCUCCUCAUGUACCUCUUGGUCCGACAGGAACAUCUCAUCCACACCAAGCUGGAAUCGGAUGUCAAGGCGGCUCGGAUGAAGCUGGGAAAGAAGAGCGAGAAGGAGACCAGGCGGGACGUGGAGUGCGACGUGCUGGGUGGGGAAUUAGGCAUGGAAUUGGUGGAACUGUUGAAGGAGGUCGCUGCGCACCCGAGCGUUGAGGAGAGCGUCAGGCGGGAAGUGGAGAUUAGAGAAUGCGAGUUCUGGCGGAAGCUGGUCGGUGUUCUGCCCGUCGAGUCUGCCAGGCCAGGGGCACCCGGGGCGAAAGCAAAGCCUACAAAAGCCACUGCGCCACCAUCGGAUGACAGCUCAAUCGACCUCCCGCCAGCUCCGCUCUUCGAGCAUUCUUCCCCGCCUAAACCUACAAAGGCCGAAGCGCUAUCCCGUGCCCAGGCACUCGCAGACGGCUUCAUCCUACUCAAAGUAGGCGGUCCCGCCGAGGCGUCCUACCAGUUCGCCCUGGACGGCCUGGACCAGGCAGACAUAUACUACCCUCUCGAUCUGCUGCACCAGUACGCGACGCUCUUUCCCGACAGCUCUCUCACUGCCUUCAUCGACGACUACUGUCGGUGGUUCAAGCUGCCACUUCCCGACCCGGAGGAGGAUGAUGUUGGCGAGAAUGCAGACCGUCCGGAUGGCUCAGCGAAGAAGGACGAGAAAAAGGCGAAGGGGCACAAGGCGUGGAAGAAGAAGAACGGGAUGAAUGCGAAGGAUCGAAGAAGAGUUAGAAGAACGGCUGGGAAGGAGGGCACCUUGGAGGAGGAUGUGGAAGGCGAAGAGAGGGAAGAGCUGGUGGCGUCGAUGACUAAAGUUCUGGACAAGCUGCCAACGUCGAUCUUCGCUCAUUGGGUGAUGGCUGCUAUCUCUGUGCACGAGGAGGACUGGGCAAAUGCUGUCGCGUAUGCCGAGAAGGCUCGGAUACUAUUGAGGGACCUUGAAGGAGAACGGGGCAUCUCUAUGCCAAUAACAAAAUCUUCACUCGACACUGUCCUCGGUCUUGCUCUCGUACCCUACUUUCCACCGAAGCACCACACUCGCGCGUCUCGCCUUCUCAACGGCGUCCUAUCGACCGAUCAAGCCAACACCGCCGCUCGCUUCGCCCGUGCCCAGGUCUUCCAGUAUGCUGGGAACUGGAAUGAGGCGAGGAAAAACUUCCAAAAGAUACUCGACCUCCCGGAACCCACCGAGGGCAGUAAUGUCCGCGAAGAGCAGCAGCGGAGAGUUGCGGCGCGGGAGGAAGUGGCAUGGUGUCUUGUCAAUGAGGGGAGUUUGGAGGGUGGACGGGAGAUUCUGGAAGCGAUUGUACAGGAACGGGAUGAAAAGUGGGAGGCGGAUGGGAAGAAGGAGGGUCAGGAUGCGCUCAUCCGAGCGAGGGCAUGGUGGAGACUGGGCAGGACCGAGUGGCUCAUCGGAGAUGACGAAGCCAAAGCCAACGCGGAAGAAUGGUUCUCUGCCUCCUUGCGCGCGAUGCCGACUUUCGCCCCUUCCUUCACCUCUCUCGGUGUGCUGUACGAAAGUGCCUCCCCACCCGACGCCGAGCGCGCCAUCAAGUGUUUCCAAAAGGCGUUCGAGCUGGACGCUACCGAAGCGGAGGCGGCGGAGAAGCUCGCUAGGGGCUAUGCGGAUGAAGACGAGUGGGCACUGGUUCGCACAAUCGCGAUGCGAGUUAUGGAGGGUGAAGGAGGAGUGGAGGGUGUGCGUGGCGGGGAGGUCCUGAGUGGCAAGGAGAGGUUUGCGCCGAAGAACGGAUGGGCCUGGAAAGCUCUGGGAUCGACCGAAAUGCACUACAAAAACUACGCCAAAGCAGCUCAAGCAUUCCAGAUCGCGCUCCGAGCAUCGCCGGACGACAUGUCACUCUACCUUCUCCUCGGCGAAUCCUACGUCAAGUGCGGUCGGCACGUCGCGGCUAUCAAGACACUCGAGAGGGUCCUCGAGGUGGACAGCACCAACUGGAUGGCCCGAUACGAUAUCGGAGACAUCCAGUACGAGCUCGGCAACUUUGACGUCGCCAUCACCGCUUUCGAGGAGCUCGUCCAUGAGAAGCCGGAGGAAAUUGGUGCUCUGGGCGGCCUGGCGCAGGCUCAGCUCGCGAUGGGAAGGAAGAUGGUGGAUGGCGGUUUCAGGGAGAGGGCUAGGACGGCCUUCAUCCAGGCCAUCCAGGUGGCGGACCGGGUCUUGAAGCUGGACCGGACCUGGCGGGCGUGGGGCUGGAAAAUCGUUGGUGAUGCGGCUUUCGAGGUUGGCAACCUGGCUGGCGCAAUCGACGAGGACGUAGCAGAGGCGGCAUUGAGAUCAGUCAUGGAGUGGCUCGUCAAGGACGAUGAAGACAAGCGGUCAACCGUUCCCGGCCUGGGUCAUCCCUCAACACUCCUUUCGGCGGCGGUAUCGGCCGAAAACUUUGUAUCCCGCUCGGCCGUCUUUGCGUUCGCCUACCGCUCCUAUCUCUUGCGGGACGAGCGGUCGAACGUGUCCAUGUCGGCGCUGUACGAUCUCGCCACCUCCCUGCAUGCCUUGUCGCAGCGGACAAAGGACGAGAAGGAGCGGAGGGAGCUGGUCAAGUCUGCGGUGACGACCAUUCGGCUGGCGCUGGAGAAGGACGCGGGGGACGAGAGACUGUGGAAUGCGUUGGCGGUGCUGUGUACGGACGGAGGGGAACAGGUCGCGCAGCACGCCUACGUCAUCUCGCUCGAGUUGUACCAGAAGGACCCCAUCACUUGGACUAACCUCGGCUACCUCUACCUCCGCCUUGACGAUCGAGAGCUGGCGAACCAGUGCUUCCUUAAGGCACAAGUCAUUGACCCAGACUAUGCCAAGGCGUGGCUCGGUCAGGGCUUGCUGGCGGAGCGGAACAAGGACAGGGACCACGCCAGGGGGAUCUUUGCCCAUUCCGUCACCCUAUCGGCCGGUGCUCUGCUCGAGUGUGAUCUUGCUGCGGCUGCCCUUAUCUUUGAGCGAUAUCUCACCACCCAAUGGCUCGAUAUCGGCGAGCUCCAUCAACCCGCCUUUGCACUCAAGCGCUACGUCCAGCAACGCCCCGCCGACUCUGCGGCCGUUCACCUCUAUGGUCUCAUCUGCGAGCGCCUCGGUCUCAUCGCAGAGGCCGUCAGUGCAUUCGAGCGGGCAACAACCCUCCUGGAGGAGGAGUUCGAAGCGACCGAGACUACCGCUAUUGAGAUCCGGUACUCUAUCGCUCUGGCCAACCUCGGCCGGGCCAGACUCGCGGCCAAGGCGUAUGACGAGGCGCUGUCAGCGUAUACCAACUGCUGGGAGCUCAUCGAGGGGUCGCAGGAGUCACAGGUGUCAGGCCUGAGGGUACAGGUCAAACUGGGUCAAGCGCUCGCGCAGUGCUGGCUUGACGAGACCGAAGCCAGUCUGGAGCUGUUCCAACAGUCGCUGGACGAGGCGGAAGGAAGUGGCGUACCGGGAUUGAAGGAGGAAGUGGCGGUGUUACUUGCAAGGACUUUAUGGGGUAUGGGAGCAGAAGGGCAGGAAAUGGCCAAGUCGCAUCUCAUGGAGUGUCUAUCUGGCGACUCCCCAUCACUCAAAGUCAUCGCCACCCUCGGCGCCAUCGCCAUCUCUACAUCGGACGACGACCUACUCGAAGCCGUCUCAUCCGAGCUCUCCUCCCUCCCUGCCCACAAACGCGCCGAGGACCGCGCCGACCUGGCCGGUCUCGUCUUAUCCACAAACUCUGUCAUUCACGGCGAAGUCGAGGAAGCGCUCAGCUCCUUGGCAACCGCCCUACAGACCGACCCCUGGAAUACCGAAAUCCGCGCCCGACUCGCCAAGAUGUAUUUGUCUACAGGUCAAACGGAGGAUGCCGCCAAUAUCCUCUUGAUGGAUAUGAGAGAUACGGAAGGGGCGCUGGUGGGACUAAGGGGAGUGAGCAGGGUCAUGAAUGUAGACUCGGAUGGAUUCGGAGAGGUGCAAAGGGGAGUGAGGGCGAGACCGUGGGAGGAUAGGCCGUGGGAGGAGUUGGGAUGGGCGAGGGGGAUCAUGCACGAGUCGGGGAUAGAGCUUGGAGGAGAGACCAAUGAGGCGAGGAUAGAGGCCGGAGAAGGGGCAAAGAAAGCAGAGCCACACGAAGAUAAGGAUGAAGUAGUGACGGAGAGAGAGAAGGAUGAGUGGUGGUGA
This is a messenger RNA of Dioszegia hungarica, 4758 nucleotides long. RefSeq lists its product as uncharacterized. The transcript has 12 exons. Gene Ontology annotation, cellular component: Ski complex. The coding region runs from base 1 to 4758 and encodes 1585 amino acids. NCBI's taxonomy places the organism in Eukaryota, Fungi, Basidiomycota, Tremellomycetes, Tremellales, Bulleribasidiaceae. The record is from RefSeq and is a predicted model, not a curated record. Gene Ontology annotation, molecular function: protein binding.